GCGUUGCCUACCAGAAUUGCCUUGUUUGUUCACCGGACAUAUUCAGAGAAUUCAGUGCGUUCUUUUCACACCGGAGCUCUCUGUGAGUUCAAUACGUCGACUAGCGUCGCCUUUGCAAGGACGAGGGGACUAGUGAUAUACAUUAUACAUACACUGUAUAUCUAAAAGCUCAUAAGACAAUUCUUAAUAAGGCAAUCAGCAUGCUUCAAUUAACCGAUAGAUUCCUGCUCUGCGCUUUUCUUGCUACCUUAAUUUCUCCAAUUGUAGCCGACUAUGUAAUUGAUGUGAAGUUUAUCAAGUUUGAAAAUUACAACCGUUUACUGGCUAAUGGACGCAAAUGUUCCAAUUUCGGAAGUCAACAAUGUCAAACGACUCUUCAUGUUUGUGCUAGACCUGAUGAUACUUCGACAUUGUGUCGUUAUGGUGAGACUAAAACAGGAGUUAUCGGUGAUAAUGUCAUUGAUCUAAAUAAGGUAUUUAUCGGUACAGCACGUAAUCCGAUCACGUACCUGAUUAGACAGCCGUUUCAGAAAUUCGUUGUUUCGUUUACUGCAAAAAGCAACAACGAAUUGAUAGCCGAUUACGUUUACCAAAGUGGUAGUCAUUUGCCUCAGAGAAGCGUCGAUGAAGCCAGGUAUGAACUGAUAACAACCCGUGGUAGUCAGAACCCUACUAGUCAACUGACAUACCAAAUUCGAAGUUAUUGCAGCCAAGGCUAUUAUGGUCCGAACUGUGCCAUCAGGUGUGAUAUUCCCACCAGCGAGCAAACGAGGUUUCAGUGUGAUGCUAACGGUCAAAAAGUCUGCAAGCCUGGUUUCUCUGGUCCAUUGUGUAAUAUUAAUGCUGAUCUAUGUCGCAGCUCUCCUUGUAAAAAUGAUGCGACCUGUGUCCCAAUGGGCUCUACGUUUAGAUGCAUCUGUAAACAGGGAUACACAGGACAAUAUUGUAAUAAAGGUAUUUACUUUUUUUCUUAUAACUUGUAAACUUUAUUUGUAGGA
Molecule: messenger RNA, 998 nt
Organism: Octopus sinensis (East Asian common octopus)
Lineage: Eukaryota; Metazoa; Mollusca; Cephalopoda; Octopoda; Octopodidae
Product: protein jagged-1-like
Exons: 6
Coding region: 201-983 (260 amino acids)
Biological process (GO): Notch signaling pathway; cell communication; multicellular organism development
Cellular component (GO): membrane
Molecular function (GO): calcium ion binding; Notch binding
Source: RefSeq, a predicted model, not a curated record